AUGACGACAUCGACUAAAUCAUAUCAAGAUAAACGCCAUGAAGAUAUUAGUACUAAAGAAGAAAAGGGAGAUCAAGAACAGAAAGAUGAAUGUAAUGAUAUUCCAAUACUGGACGAUGGUGAGAUUGUCGAAGAUGUGAAGAAUGUUUUCAUAAAGAAAAGGAAAUGUGGUAAUGAUGAAAACGAUGAGGAAGAACCAUUGCACGAGAAACAAUCAGAUAAGUAUAAUUAA
Molecule: messenger RNA, 231 nt
Organism: Dentiscutata erythropus
Lineage: Eukaryota; Fungi; Glomeromycota; Glomeromycetes; Diversisporales; Gigasporaceae
Source: the annotation of a GenBank genome assembly